Messenger RNA from Rubroshorea leprosula, 357 nucleotides. NCBI's taxonomy places the organism in Eukaryota, Viridiplantae, Streptophyta, Magnoliopsida, Malvales, Dipterocarpaceae. The record is from the annotation of a GenBank genome assembly.
AAACCGGAGACAUUGACAUUCAAAAAAAUGGGUGAAGAGAAGAAAUUCGUAGUCACAUUCCACCCUAUGAGUAAAGUAGAGUCUAGAGAUUUUGUGUUUGGACAGUUGGUUUGGUCUGACUCCGACGGGAAACAUAAAGUUAUGAGUCCUAUAGUUAUAAGGCGCAAGUAGAGGUAAGACAUAUUGAUGGGGGCUCGAAACUUUCAUGAUCUAUGUAAGGAUUUGAACUUUUAAUUUUCUUAAUAAAAGUGUUAGACUUGCCAAAUUUGCUAUGCUUCGUGGGUUUACAGCGUUAUUUGGCGUCAAAAACUUAUUGGAAGGCUGAGUCAGUUUCGAUAUUAAACUGCACGUAAUUUG